Molecule: messenger RNA, 1105 nt
Organism: Daphnia pulicaria
Lineage: Eukaryota; Metazoa; Arthropoda; Branchiopoda; Diplostraca; Daphniidae
Product: glycine, alanine and asparagine-rich protein-like
Exons: 4
Coding region: 95-916 (273 amino acids)
Source: RefSeq, a predicted model, not a curated record
UCGGGGUGACUUCAACGUUAAAGUAGAUCACUAACCAGCAAGUCCUCAGCAACACUUCUUCAGCUCCACAGUGCCCUAACUAACAAUUUUCAAGAUGAGAUUUCAGGCAGCAUUAGUUUGCGUAAUUGGAUUCGUGUUGAUGGUCACGGCUGAAAAGGACAGCAAAACGGAAACUAAGGAUAUAGAAGUUGACGACGUCACAAGAGAUAAACGUGGAUUCGCAAGUGGAGGAGGUGGAUAUGGGGGCGGUGGUAGCGGAGGAUAUGGUGGAGGUGCCGGUGGAGGAGCAGGUGGAUAUGGGGUAGGUUAUGGCGGAGCUGCAGCCAUCGCUCAACAGGCCGCAAAUGUGGCAAAAGCAGCCCAAAACGCCCAAGCCGGAGCUGCCGCUCAGGCCGCCCAGCAAGCGCAAGCAUCCCUCGCAGCCCAAGCUGUUCAAGCUGCCCAACAAGCCCAAGCCGUAGUUGCAGCCAAGCAAGCCCAGGCUGCUCAAAUUUCACAGGCCGCCCAAGCUGCCCAAGCCGCCGCAUUCGCUGAAUCUGCCCAGGCUGCUCAAGCUGCCCAGGCCGUUCAAGCUGCCGAAGCCACCAAGGUCCAGGCUUUGCAACAGGCUCAAGCUUUGGCAGCUGCCGCCAAGGCCGCUCAAUCCCAUGCUGCCCAGGCUGUCGCUUCUCUUCAAGCAGCCCAAGCUCAGCAAGCCACUCAAGCUCAGAUGGCUUACCAAGCCCAAGCGAACGCCCAGGCUUUGGCUUACAAGCAACAGGCUUCACUAGCUGAUCUUGCCGCUGCCCAGCAAGCGGCCAACAAGGCCUAUUCUGCCGCCCAGGCCGCUCAAGCUACAGCUGUCGGUGGUGGUGGUUCCUACGGCGGAUUCGGCGGUGGAUAUGGUGGUGGCCAUGGAGGAUGCCCGGCUUGUUAAACUUUCGCUGGAACAGGAUUUAAAAAAAAAAUUUUAAUUACAGAGUCGCAAUUGAUAGCAUAAUAUUAAUUAUAUACUACUUUACCUAUCUAAGAUGACAUUUCUUUGCCUACAAGUUAAUAUUUGAAUGUACUUAUUUGCUAGACGAAUUCGUUAACAUUCGAUUAAAUACAAAUGGCUGAAUUAUCA